Messenger RNA from Bolinopsis microptera, 1791 nucleotides. RefSeq lists its product as uncharacterized. The record is from RefSeq and is a predicted model, not a curated record. Bases 3 to 740 code for a protein of 245 amino acids. Lineage: Eukaryota; Metazoa; Ctenophora; Tentaculata; Lobata; Bolinopsidae. The transcript is spliced from 5 exons.
GAAUGGAGUUUUACAAUUUUGUUAUGUUCAUUGAACUUCUGGUUCUGUUUGCAAUAAAUGGACCAAUGUACUACAAAAUUCCUCAUAACUUCAACCAAUCAGAUCUGUUUCUUGAUAUCAGGAACCGACAAGGAUUGUCAGUUCUAUCAGUGCUGUGUUAUAGAGCAAUAGACGUUGUUCUACUUAAAGCUGGUGAUACCACUCGAAUAAAUUCUGGAACAUGCAUGCAUGUUGAAUUGCUAACGUUGGUGCUAAUCUCCUGGAUCCUGUGGCUUGAACUAGUCCUCUUCGUCUCUGCAGGUUCUCCUAACUCGGUUAAACACAUCAAGUUACAGAUACUCUGCUUCAUAUGCCCUUUCCUGAUGAUGGCGCCUUGUAUGUUCUACAAGAUGUUUGAGUAUACCCCAACCACCUACCGAGUUAUCUGCUCCUUCAAAACACCUACAGUUGCAGAGACACACCAGAUAGGAAUAUCAAGUAUGAUGAUGCUGCUGUUUACCUUGUGGAUACCAGCACAUACUUUAUUAAUCAUGAGCUAUAAGAGGAACAGGUUGAACAUGCUGACAGUUGUCAUGGGACUGGUUUGUAUUGCUCUCUACAUUCCUGAACUCAUGCACUUCAUGGAUAACAACACAAAAGCAUCUAUAGACGCUUCAACUUGCCGUUCCUUUAUCCUGAUGCUCCUUUCUGUUUACCUGAACUCAAGUGUAGCUGCAAAGAUGGAGAAAGAAGUUGUAUAACUUUGGAUGUGACAUCACAUGUGACUCACAUGUUUGUCACAUGCGACUUGAUUGUUGAUUAUACGUAGAAUUUCAGAUAGCUAGGCUUUAAUUUAAAUCUUAGCUUAUGUGUCGAAUACGUAUGGUAUUAUAUUAUGUGUUUAAUGUAAGUAUAACGUAAGGAGAUGUCUUAGGAUAUUCCCCUGUGUAUGGUGGAAUUAUGUGAUUAGUACUAGGCAUAUUGUUUGGUCUGAAAUUUGAUUUUGUCGCAUUUGAAAUGUAGACCUGGCAAAAAAAGACGACCGUUUUUUCGACGAUUUUGAUUGUAGCCGAAUCGCCCAACAUGACAUGAACAUGCUUUAUAACUACGAAUAUGUGAAUAUGGCCGCAGAAUUUAACACAGUCCAUAAGUCAUCAUAUCUAAUUGAUGAUUGAAUUGUACCAUUUUACUGUCUCAUGCUCAGGUGUACAUUUCAUUUUUCAGUUGUACAGUUUAGGUUUAAAAAUAAUUUGAUGCUAUUAUGUUCUGCCUCUAAUAUUUUAUAGGUUUAUUUUGCAAAUAAUUAUUUGAUCCAAUAUCCUAUGGUUGUAGUGUUUAAAUCUUUUUAAUCAUGAGGUUGAAUAUUUGGGUGAUUAUUUAUUAGCCGCUGAUAAAACGUUGAACGUUUAUUAUUAUAAUAUCUUCUAUCUGAUUGACUGUUCAUUAAAUUAAUACGACGCCUGAAAUGGAAGGAAUACUGUUGGUUUAUGUAGCUACAUACCUGUAGGUUGAUUCUACCUCUGAGAAUUCCGUAAAGAUUGUUUAGAACUCGAAUCGUCUUAAGCCCUGAGCUUUGGUGUUUAGUUAGCAUAGUCCAUGUUAUUACUUUGAUGUUUGUUAAAUUCUUAUGCUUUAUAACAAUUUAUUACUCGUAUCAGAAAUUAUGUUGUUUUUUGGGUAACUUAUGUAAAUUUAUGAUAAUUUAAUCUAUUAGAUUAGAAUGUUGUAAAACAUAUUGACGUUAGUUGUAAAAUUUAACAGGUUUUUACUGUCUGCACAUUUAUGACAUAAGAUUGCACAUUUUCAGGACAA